AUGGAGUACAUGGGAAGCAAUAUAACAUACAACAAAGACAUAUACAGUGAGUUUAAGUACUACUGUGAACAGCAUGAGAUUGAAGUAAUGAGUAAAGGAGACUUUGAAACGCUUAUGAAAGACAGUGAGGAGGUCGUUCAUGAGAACAAUGAUGAAAUAGUUCAUGAGAACAGUAAGGAGGUCGUUCAUGAGAACAGUGAUGAAAUAGUUCACGAUGUCGUUCGUGAAGAAGCCAUUGCAACAAAGAAUGAGAUAAAGGAUUUCAUAGAACUUAACAAGGAGGAGUUUAAAGAAGGCUAUGAAGUGAAAAGAUGUGAAGAAGAUUUCUUGGCGUAUUUGAAGAAAAAGAGACUAAAGCCAAUGGCUCAAAAUAAGUUUCAAUCGAUGUUUGAAAAGAAACGUUUGAGCUAUGGUGGUGUAAGAAGCACAUAUUACUUUGUUAAGAAGUGA
Molecule: messenger RNA, 450 nt
Organism: Trichomonas vaginalis G3
Lineage: Eukaryota; Parabasalia; Trichomonadida; Trichomonadidae
Exons: 1
Coding region: 1-450 (149 amino acids)
Source: RefSeq, a predicted model, not a curated record